AUGGAGUGCCUGGCAGCGGCUUGCAAAUGGCUAUGCCAACCCGCCCCAGCGCCAGCGAGGCCAGGGGCGAGGUCUGAGGCCUCCGAUGUCGCGGACGAGGAGGUCGACGAACUGGAGUUCGGCCCUUUCCAGAUGGCAACAUGCGCGGAUGCUCCUGGAAGCUCACCGAGUCCUGAAGACCAGGAAGACGGCGACCCCGGGGGCAAGCCAGCGCUACCAGAUGGACUUCAAGCAGCGAAGUCUCUUCAUAAGGACGACGAGGAGGGGCCACAGAGCCCUGGCACAACUGUGCAAGAGACGGAUCUGGACUCACAGGAGACGGAUAUGGACUUCGAGGAGCACAGCGACUUCGUGCAAAAGAUCUGCAGCACGCCAACUGAACAGAAGCCGUCGCUGCCAGAUGUACCCUACACGGAGAAGUCCGACAAUGCUGAGGAGGGGCCAAAGAGCCCUGCCUCAACGGCAGACGACACGGGCGAUGAGGCCAUUGAGACCAAGAUCACUUUGAACAUCUACGAUGUGUCUCAAGCCGAGUCCGUGCAAUGGGUCAAUGCCUUUUUCGCCAACCAGUAUGCUCCUGUGCAGCUCUUCGGCGCCUUCCAUGUGGGGGUGCAGGUCGGAGAUGAGGAGUGGGCUUUCGGCGCCACUCCGGCUGGAAGCGGCGUCUGCCGCCACAAGCCGCGUGGUGCCGAGCAGCACCACUUCCGGCAGAGCCUGGCAAU
Messenger RNA from Symbiodinium sp. CCMP2456, 722 nucleotides. NCBI's taxonomy places the organism in Eukaryota, Dinophyceae, Suessiales, Symbiodiniaceae. The record is from the annotation of a GenBank genome assembly.